GGUCUCCCCCGGCCUACCUAUACUCCUUUCGCUUUCCCCACUACCAUUGGCGAGGCCAUGUCUCCCUUCUGGGCGGCUCCCUCACUGUUUCUUUAAUCGGCCUGAACUUUCCCUCGCAAGUAAAGUCCUUCCAUGCCGUAGUGACGCCCAGUGCCCUUGAAAAGAAUCAUCUUCUCCUUCAAUUAUCGUCAAUAUGCCGCCACAUCUACACCCCCGGUCGCGGUCGACGUCCUCUCUUUUUGCAGCCACGCUCCUUGCGUCUCUUUUUGUCGUCGGCCUGCCACACCUUUUCCCUUGUCCUGCCCCGCGUCGUACACUCGCCGAUUCGGAGAUGCUUGUCACCGCUGAUGGGCAACAAAUCCCACGAAUUCGAAGGAGGAAGAGGAAGGAUGCUGAAAUGCUUGGAUCAGAAGGGACCGCCCUCGCCCAGACACAGCAAACGCCCGACGAGGUGUCAACAUUCCUGCAAUUGGAGGAGGAGGCUGAACGAUUGGCCAAGGCGGGAAGAGAGUGUCCUGUUCCAAAGCCUGGCGGAGUUCUGGGUGAAUUGCUUGGCUUUUCGAAAGGCGUCAACGAAAACUAGAACCUCGACGCAGAUGUCAACGGUCGAGCUUUCCCAGCCACGAGAUUCAAAAGGAUUUUGUCGUAUGCAAGCGGGUUUUGUGACAUUACGGGAGAUACAUUAUGAAAACGGUCGCUGGAAUAUUGGACCUACUGUUUAGAAUAUCUAUUGGCAUUGGGUCAUGCCACGGAGGCACCAAACUCAAUGCCAGCAAUAUACCCAUGUACAGAUAGUCAUCUGAAGCCAUGAUGCACAAUGGCAUUUUUAUGUCUAUAACUUGACUCAAUCAAUUUCUUAGAAAGCA
Messenger RNA from Aspergillus caelatus, 866 nucleotides. RefSeq lists its product as uncharacterized. Lineage: Eukaryota; Fungi; Ascomycota; Eurotiomycetes; Eurotiales; Aspergillaceae. Gene Ontology annotation, biological process: mitochondrial respiratory chain complex IV assembly. The transcript is spliced from 2 exons. Bases 194 to 583 code for a protein of 129 amino acids. Gene Ontology annotation, cellular component: mitochondrial matrix. The record is from RefSeq and is a predicted model, not a curated record.